Molecule: messenger RNA, 894 nt
Organism: Saccostrea cuccullata (small rock oyster)
Lineage: Eukaryota; Metazoa; Mollusca; Bivalvia; Ostreida; Ostreidae
Exons: 6
Coding region: 40-894 (284 amino acids)
Source: RefSeq, a predicted model, not a curated record
AGACGAGAAGUCAAGGUCUGCGCGGUAACUUUGGUUGAGAUGGUGAAACCAAAGUACAGACGCCAUGGGUUCGUCUCGAAAAAGCAGAAGGAGAGAUAUGAUAAAGUAUCUGCAGGGCAAUUGACUCGAUGGAUUAGGGGAGCUAUCCUUACAGACCACAAUUACUCCGCCAGUGCAACCCCUGUCAGCGUUGAUCACGAUCACGAAUUGCCAAAUUUGAAUAUACUGGAAAGAGAGGAGAUGGUGGAUGGGGAAGAAGUGACUACAUCUGAGGAUUGGAAGGAGGGGAGGAGAGUAGUAGAACUUGGAGUGUUAGCUGAGGGCUUGCGGGGAUGUUGUAAAUGUGGCUUACCAUUACAACUUUCACACACUAUUUCUGUGUUGACAUAUGGUUUAGCUUCUUUGUUAAAGGUCUGUUGCAGCAAUACAAAGUGUAAUCAUAUUAACCAUGUAAAAACGGGGAAAAAACAUGGAAGAGUGUGGGAUGUAAAUACAAAGCUAUCAGCAGCAAUUGUACAUGUUGGUAUUGGUGCAACGCAAGUCAACAGUCUCCUUUCUGAGCUGAAUAUACCACCUGUAAGCCAUGCCAUGCUGGACAAAAGACAGAAAGAGAUAGGCAGAGCUGUUGAAGAUAUUGCUGCAGAGUCUAUGUCUGAUGCUUUGCAGAAGGAACUGGAAAUGAUGAAUGAAGAGAUGAACGAAAAUGGACUAGUUGUUGCUGUAGAUGCUGGAUGGCAAAAACGGGGUAGCGGAAAGACAUAUGAUAGUUUAUCAGGUGUCAUAUUUACAGUGGACAUCCAACAUGGCAUCCAAAAUGGCUGCCUAGCGGCAGAAAACGAUCUUCAGAAAGUUGUAGGGGGAAAUUGUUGUUAUAAUAAUGAUUACUCUUUAUAA